CUCCUGAAAUCUUGGUACACCGUACACGAAAGCUCACUUCUCGAACACUGUACAUACGCCGUGACGUAUUGUGUGUGCACGACGGCGUUCCUCUCGGCGCGCAGAUCGACGCAGUCUCGGGACGCCAACCCAGAGAGUCUACUCAACCGGGCUGUAUCGUCGUCGUGGUCUCUAAUAAUCGCACCGCAUUUACGACCACUGUUUCCCUGCCCUCGUGUCAGUUCUAUUGUUUCCUUUCAAACGAACCCUGGCUACCGAACAGAUCUGGGUCUCGAGUUCUCGAGUCGCGCUCCUGAAUAGGAUCUGCAACAUUCCUCGCCGGACGGGGACACACUCUCUCUGCCCUCCACACAAAGCCGGCGCGGGUGCCUGUGACGACGGGCGUGCUGGCUGGCAGAACCUCAGCGCCAGCGCCGAGGCGUCGCGCAUACACUGCAGCUGCCCGCAUUCGGACGACGCCGUGUACAGACUCGACCUUGCUGCCACGAGAGAGCGAGAGGGACGCGACGGAACACGAGCGCAUGAGAAGGUCACUCCACCGCACGCACGCCGCGACCGCCGUCACCCCACACCGCCGCCGAGAUGGACAGUCAGUCGGGCCAAGGGGCCAACAAUAGCAGCGACUUUGUUCGCAAGCUGUACAAAAUGCUAGAAUGCCCCCAGGACGAGAGCGUGGUGCGCUGGGGGAACGAGGGCGACAGCUUCGUGGUACUAGAGAACGAAAAAUUCACGAAACACAUUCUGCCGAAACACUUCAAGCACAGCAACUUCGCCAGCUUCGUGCGGCAGCUCAACAAAUAUGAUUUCCAUAAAGUGCGGCAUAACAACGAAGAAGGCGGAACCUCACCGUACGGGCCCGGGGCCUGGGAGUUCAAACACCCCGACUUCAAAAUGAAUAACAAGGACGCCUUAGACAACAUCAGGCGGAAAGCGCCGGCACCGCGAAAGGCCAAUACAGGAACCGAGGCCGACAUGAUGCCCACGCAGCAGGUCGACAUGAUCAAUACACAGCUCGUCGCCACUCAGCAACAGUUGCAGUCGCUUCAGGAACGAUACAACGAGCUCAACAUUCAUCAUACGAUUAUGAUGCAGGAAUUAAUAGGCGUGCAGAAGACGGUGAUCAAUCACGAGCACGUGAUGCAGUACGUGAUGAACUUUUUGAACUCGGUGGAUGCGCAAAGAAGGAGGGAGAGCAGGAUUGUGAAUCCGAAUCCAUUUGCGAAUGGUACCGGAGUGAAUGGAGCGAAUGCGCCAGGGAGUGCAGCGGCGGUACCACCACCCCCAGAGGAGGAUGUGCCAGCAUCACCGCUACAACAUGCUUCGAAGUUGCUCGAACAAGUGAAUGCAGAUCACAUGCUCAACACCCGCAAUCUAGAGCAGAUGAAUGAAGCACAGAUUCGGAUGAAUGCCGCACUCACGACACCACCGCCUGACCAUUUGGCGCGCAAUGGUGUCACACGAUCUUCGAGCCGGGGGGCUCAGCCCAAUUCGGCAGGUUCUUCAAGCUCGCAUGGUUACGACCUCGAUAACAUGGUAUAUCCGAUCGGACAGAACCCGCAAGGAAUUGAUCCCAUGUACAGCGAACACGUCAACAAUAUUCCAUACUCAUUACCGGCGAAAGGGGCCGAUGGGAAUUUCCACCAGCCGCCGCAGCCUACAGACGUAAGGAAGAAAAGUACACAAGUCGAUCCUGGUUGGGUGAGACAGCCUCAAAUUCUAUUGGUAGAGGACGACCAAACGUGCAGGAGAAUUGGCGGAAAGUUCCUGUUCGCAUUUCAGUGCCAUAUUGAUAGCGCGCUGGAUGGCCUAGAGGCGGUGAAUAAGCUGAACUCAGGCGCCAAGUACGACCUUGUACUCAUGGAUAUUAUUAUGCCGAAUCUGGACGGCGUAUCGGCAACACACCUCGUACGACAGUUUGACACUGCAACACCAAUUAUUGCUAUGACUUCCAACAUAAGGAGUGAUGAUAUCUCGAUGUACUUCCAGCACGGCAUGAACGACGUGCUACCCAAACCGUUCACGAAGGAGGGCCUGCUCGCGAUGCUCGAGAAGCACUUGUCGCAUCUGAAAAAGGGGCAGCAGGGCAUAGAACCCAUGCCGCCCCCUUUGAAAGCCAACAAUCGAAGCUUGAAGAGCGAAGACUCGCCAGCGACAUCACCUGCCACAGCGAGUAACUGGAAUUCGCCGAAUCAGCUUACUGGAGGCUCGCCUUCGAACAGCAACCUUGGAGACGAGGGACCAUACGUGGUGUCGGCGCCGUAUGCGCAACCCGUGCUGCACGCUCCGUCAACGCAAAUGUAUGCACCACCCGCGAGCGGCAUGAUACCGCCGCACGUUGCGCAAAGACGAGCGAUUGACAGCAUUACUGGUGGGCCUGAGAUGGCAGGCGAUGCCAAAAGGCAGCAUAUGUACACAUCUGGGCCCAUGGGAACGUUAGCGGUACCUCCCCCACAAAUGUUGCAACGGCCGCCAAGGUGACAUUAGUGGGCGAUUGGCUCGAUUAGGCGAUGGUUCUGUACAUAAGGGAUGUAGGUAGAUAUCCUCUCUGCGCCGCGCCAUGGGGAACGCGGCGCAGGGCUUUCGCGCCGUUGGAUCUGCUCCAUGCUGGCAGGGGGCGAUAUCGGUUGUUCUGAAGACCUUAGUAUCCUGCGACCUCGAUUGCGCAGUAGAAAGGACGGGCACUGCACUGGACAGGGAAUACGUCCAGGUGAUGAAGCUCAAGGAGCCGCAAGGAAGGAACGACGG
Messenger RNA from Sphaerulina musiva SO2202, 2745 nucleotides. RefSeq names its product stress response transcription factor SrrA/Skn7. The transcript has 6 exons. Gene Ontology annotation, molecular function: sequence-specific DNA binding; phosphorelay response regulator activity; DNA-binding transcription factor activity. Lineage: Eukaryota; Fungi; Ascomycota; Dothideomycetes; Mycosphaerellales; Mycosphaerellaceae. The record is from RefSeq and is a predicted model, not a curated record. Gene Ontology annotation, biological process: phosphorelay signal transduction system; regulation of DNA-templated transcription. The coding region runs from base 583 to 2478 and encodes 631 amino acids.